Zophobas morio is the source of this 1943-nucleotide messenger RNA. RefSeq lists its product as uncharacterized. The transcript has 12 exons. Gene Ontology annotation, molecular function: RNA binding; RNA helicase activity; ATP binding. NCBI's taxonomy places the organism in Eukaryota, Metazoa, Arthropoda, Insecta, Coleoptera, Tenebrionidae. Gene Ontology annotation, cellular component: cytoplasm; ribonucleoprotein complex; nucleus. The record is from RefSeq and is a predicted model, not a curated record. The coding region runs from base 32 to 1894 and encodes 620 amino acids.
UCUUGAGGAGCGGAUAUUAGUUUACGUUAUCAUGUCGUCGUACGGCCGAGAUAGAGAUGGUGAUAGAGGAAGCGAGCGUAAAUCGCGCCGACAUCGUAGUAGAAGUCGAGACAGGGGAAGAAGGAGAAGCCGCAGUCGCAGUCGCAGUCGAAGCCGUAGUCGCGAUCGUAGCCACGAUUAUAAUAAGUCCUUUAAGCCUGCGAAUAGCGGAAGCAGUUUUUUUGGGAAAAAUAAAGACACACAAGUUAACUUACCUACACCCAAAUGGGAUCUUUCAAAGCUUCCGCGUUUUGAGAAAAAUUUUUAUACUCCUUGCGAGGCGGUCUUGAGACGUACUCAAGCCGAAGUUGAAGCCUUUCGCCUUGCAGCUGAGAUGUCUGUAAUUGGACGAGAUGUUCCUCGUCCGAUACAGUCUUUUGAAGAAGCUCCGUUUCCUGAAUACAUCAAAAGUGUUCUUGGUAAACAAGGAUUUGUUAAGCCCACGCCUAUCCAGGCACAGGGCUGGCCCAUGGCUCUUUCUGGUCGAGAUAUGAUCGGAGUCGCUGAAACCGGCUCGGGAAAAACGCUUUCUUUUAUUCUUCCAGCUAUCGUACAUAUAAUGGCCCAACCCAUUUUGUCUCCCGGUGAUGGCCCCAUUGUUUUAGUUUUAGCUCCUACCCGAGAACUUGCGAUGCAAAUUCAGCAGGUCGCCCAGCAAUAUGGCUCAGUGUGCUCGAUAAGCAACACUUGUAUAUGCGGAGGAGUAUCGAGAUAUCCUCAAAUAGAGCAACUGGAAAAGGGUGUUGAAAUAGUGAUUGCCACCCCGGGUCGACUUCUGGACAUGCUCGAGAGUCGCCAUACUAAUCUUCGGCGUUGCACAUAUCUUGUUCUUGACGAGGCCGAUCGGAUGUUGGAUAUGGGCUUCGAGCCAGACAUGAACAAGAUUGUCAACCAGAUUCGCCCGGAUAGGCAAACCCUGAUGUGGAGCGCCACAUGGCCUCCAGGUGUCAAACGAUUGGCCGAAACAUACUUAUCGGAAUAUAUUCAAGUCAAUAUAGGCUCAUUAGAACUCUCCGCCAACUCUCGCAUUACCCAGAAAAUAGACAUUUGCACUAAAUAUGAAAAGGAGCAAAAGUUGAUACAAAUUUUAAGGACAUACGUGAAUGUUCCUGGAAAAAUUCUUGUUUUUGUAGCUACCAAGCGCAGUACUGAGUCCGUCAUGCACAUGCUUCGGGGGCAGGGCUUCCGGGUCGGGUGCAUUCACGGUGACAAGUGCCAACGAGAGAGGGAUGCCGUGCUAAACGACUUUCGUGCUGGCCGCAUCAUUAUUCUUGUGGCCACUGACGUGGCUGGAAGGGGCCUCGACGUCAAGGACGUUACUACCGUGGUUAACUACGACUUUCCGUCCACGUGCGCCGAUUACAUCCAUCGUAUUGGUCGCACAGGCCGCGCCGGCAAGACAGGGGUCGCCUUCACGUUUUUUACUUCGGAAAACAGCAAGCAAGCAAAAGAGCUAAUCGACAUUCUUGAAUCGGCCAGUCAAGAAAUUCCCGCAAAAUUGCGGCAACUGGCCCAACUUUACCGCGACAAUGACUCCCGAUCAGGUCGUUACGGCGGUUACAACUAUGGGAAGGGCUUUGUGGCUGCCAAACAGACCACAAACACGGUCAACUCCUCCUCGUUUAAUGGAGUGUACAACGCAGCUCUUACCAAUUACAAUGCGAUGGCCUAUAGUAUAGCUCCAAGCCAGCCGCCCGUCUGUCCGCCGGCACCUAUGACAUCCUAUCCUGGCACAAUUAUGGGGACUCCGACGAUGCAGGCAGCUUACAACCCCCAAGCGGCUGCUCAGGCGUACGCUGCUCAGGCUUCCAUGUAUGCUCAAGCCUACGCCACCCACCCUCCGCAAGGAUAUUAAAUCAUUACUAAUGGAAAUAACUUCUAAAUUUUUCUAAUAAAAGGAAUAU